AUGGAUGAUAAAGUUUGGGAUAAUAUUUCUGAUACAAAUUUAGAAAUAGUUAGUACUUUUAAUAAUAUGUUCACUAGUUCUAAUAGAACUCCUUCAACAGCUCCCUCAACAGUUCCAUCAGCUUCAACAAUUUCUCUUGAUGAAGAUCAAUCAUAUCAAUUUUUACAUGAUAGAUCUACAGGAAAUAUGGCAAACUAUCUUUGUGAAAAGCAUGACAUUCAUAAAAGAAUAGAUAAGAUGAAAGAUAAAUUUAUUCAAUUAACUAUACCACAAGUAAUAGAAAAGUUAGUUAAAAAAAAAUUUAAUUUGCAUGUUUCAAACAAGUGA
Messenger RNA from Funneliformis mosseae, 327 nucleotides. The record is from the annotation of a GenBank genome assembly. NCBI's taxonomy places the organism in Eukaryota, Fungi, Glomeromycota, Glomeromycetes, Glomerales, Glomeraceae.